This is a messenger RNA of Xiphophorus hellerii (green swordtail), 1356 nucleotides long. RefSeq names its product adhesion G-protein coupled receptor G4-like. Lineage: Eukaryota; Metazoa; Chordata; Actinopteri; Cyprinodontiformes; Poeciliidae. The transcript is spliced from 9 exons. The record is from RefSeq and is a predicted model, not a curated record. Bases 194 to 1246 code for a protein of 350 amino acids.
UGCUCAUAGAGUAAUAAAGGAACGUUUGCCAGCUGUCAUGGUGCACACAGAUUCUUGAUAAGUGAAGUGAGAGCUUACUUUCUGACAAAACACUUAAUAACAUAAAACAGGAUCCUUAGAAAGUGAGUACAUAAUGCAGAUGAACACCUGAGUGCUGAAGAAGUCCUGAAGUUUUGUUUCAAUUCUUGCUGUCAUGACGUCAAUGAGAAGCUUCACUUUUCUGAUCAUCUGUUUGCCUAUAUUGAUGUCACUGUGUCCUCUAAAUUCAGCAGCCAACUCUGCCAGCACCAGUCUGUGGGGAAAGAAGUUGGCGUUUAAUGGGCCUCCAUGUUUGUGGCAGCUCCACCCGGAAGUGAGGGUUCCAGCUCUGACGGAUUUGAGCGUCUGCAUUUGUUUAAAACGCAUCAGUUCAGCACAAUGGACAGGCUUUCUUUAUAGAUCUACAGAACGGAAAGAGCUGGGACUUGAAGGCAACAAUUCACAUUUAAAAAUUUGGCUUUUUGGAAAACAAUACCAAAUAGAUCAGGACCUCUCAUUAAGGAAAUGGCAUUCCAUCUGUCUCACAUGGUCUGGUAAAAACCAGAAGCUGACGGUGUACUUAAAUGGAUCUACUGUAAAAAAUAAACUUUUUUAUUCAGAUGAUGCACACCAACAGCUGGCACCAAAUGGCACUCUCACUCUGGGGGUUUCUCAUAGUGUUCUCCCUAAUGGUGCACUGAAGCCGGAGAGCGGUAACAACUUGCUAGGUGAGAUAGGUUUGUUCAGGAUGUGGGGGAAGGAGUGGAGCGCUGAGGAGGUGAGCAGCCUGGGUUGUGCAGACGGAGAUGUGGUGAGCUGGGAUCUGCGGCAGUGGAAGAAUGACUGUCCUCCUGUCCCCGACAACAACCUAACCUGUGGCUGGUCUAAUUACAAAAUCAACAUGUGGGUGACAGUAACCAACCUCAAAAGUCCUGAAAACUGCUCACUGGCUCUGGAGGGAAUCACAAGAAACUGGCUUGUGAACAUUUUCCCCAACAACAUUUCUGUCCAAGACAUUUACGUUUCAUCUCAAAGCCCAACAUGCGAAGUGCACCUAGACGAGGAUUUGCCAAAACAGUCUAACCGAGUCUGUAAGAAAUGUUUCGGCUGUGAGGUGUAUGUGAGCGUGGAUCCUGCUGCAAACGUCAAAACAGUUCAGACUGGACAUUUCUGCCCUGCUGAGUACGAACUUCUCUUUCAACUUCCUCACCAUAGAAGCUGUCCAUGACAGCAUCGCCGUACUUCCUGCUGUGAUUUCCCCUCAUGUGACAAGACCACCACCAACUAUUACGCCUUCAUUAACCACCUCACCAUGGACACAAAAAUUCACAACCUCAG